CUAAAAAAAAUAAAAAUUGAUUUGUCUAUUUCUUUCUCACUAUUUUCUAGCUGCUGGUUGGCUGGCUGCUGGUAGCGGCCUCCUUUUUGGCUCCGAAUUUCAGACCCUAAAACGAAGCUCGAAACCGUGAAUUCCUCUUUUUCACAAUGAACUGUUCAAUCUCCGGCGAAGUGCCGGAAGAGCCCGUCGUCUCCAAGAAAUCCGGUUUGCUUUACGAGAAACGCUUAAUCGAGCGACAUAUUGCGGAUUAUGGGAAGUGUCCGGUUACCGGUGAUCCACUUACUAUGGACGACAUUGUCCCGGUCAAAACCGGCAAGAUUGUAAAACCUAAAUCCUUAACCGCGGCCAGCAUUCCCGGGAUGCUUGGAAUGUUUCAGAAUGAAUGGGAUGCUUUAAUGCUAUCCAAUUUUGCAUUAGAGCAGCAGUUACAUACAGCUAGGCAGGAGCUGAGUCAUGCACUCUACCAGCAUGAUGCUGCCUGCCGAGUGAUUGCAAGACUUAAAAAGGAAAGGGAUGAAGCCAGGUCUUUGCUUGCACAGGCUGAGAGGCAGGCACCCUUGCCAGCAUCGGCUGCUACUGCCAAUGUUUCUGCUCUUAGCAAUGGAAAGCGAGUUUCUGAGGAUGGAGAUAUGGGCCCUGGUUCAAAGCAAAUGCGCCCCGGGGUUUCUGAGAGUAUUAUUGCUGAGUUAACCGAAUGUAAUGCAGCUCUGUCACAACAGCGUAAAAAGCACCAGAUACCUCCAACAUUGGCUCCCGUUGAUGCUUUGGAGAGGUACACCCAACUUUCUAGCCAUCCCCUUCACAAGACAAAUAAACCAGGGAUCUCUUCAAUUGAUAUCAAUCUUUCAAAGGACAUUGUUGCAACAGGAGGAAUUGAUUCAAGUGCUGUACUCUUUGACCAAACAUCUGGAGUGAUCUUAUCAACCCUAAGUGGCCACUCUAAGAAGGUUACAAGUGUAAAAUUUGUAGCUCCAAGCAAUGUAAUUUUAAGUGGAUCAGCAGAUAAGACUGUACGCAUUUGGCAAGGGUCUGAAGAUGGAAACUGUGACUGCAGGCAUAUUUUGAAGGAUCAUACUGCUGAGGUGCAAGCUAUCACUGUCCAUGCUACAAAUAACUACUUCGUAACUGCUUCCCUUGACUCAACAUGGUGCUUUUAUGAUCUUUCCUCUGGCUUAUGCUUGACACAGGUUGAAGACCCUUCAAAUUCAAUGGGCUAUACAUCUGCUGCUUUUCAUCCUGAUGGUCUCAUCCUUGGAACAGGCACCACUGAAGCCACUGUUAGAAUUUGGGAUGUGAAGAGUCAGGGAAAUGUUGCCAACUUUGAUGGACACACUGGAUCAAUAACGGCCAUAUCUUUCUCAGAAAAUGGUUACUUCCUUGCGACUGCAGCGCACGAUGGUGUUAAGUUGUGGGAUCUGCGCAAAUUAAAAAAUUUCCGGUCAUUUGAAUUAUAUGAUCAAGAUACACCAACAAACUCUGUGGAUUUCGACCAUAGUGGGAGUUACCUUGCAAUUGCUGGCUCGGAUGUAAGAGUGUACCAAGUAGGCAGCGUCAAAGCAGAAUGGAAUUGCAUCAAAACAUUACCUGAUUUAUCUGGCACUGGUAGAGCAACUUGUGUCAAAUUCGGUUCAGAUGCAAAGUACUUGGCAGUAGGAUCAAUGGAUCGUAACCUCCGCAUAUUUGGCCUUCCCCAAGGCGAUGCUUCAAUGGAAUCAUAAAAAGGCUCCUUCUGUUCAACUUAUUUGGCAAGUUGGCUGUUAAAACACUCUUUAAGAUUGCCAAUUGCGACUGUCGUGUUUUGUGGUCGGCAUAAUCGGAGAUUUCGAGGUAUGUUCAAAUAUUUAGUUUUCUUCUGUUCCCAAAACACAUUUGAGGCUUAGGGCAUUGAUGUUUACCAGUUUUGGCCAUUUACUCCAGCAAUGUAUGUGCUUUGUAUCAUCUGAAAGGUGUUCAAGAAAUGAAAAGCCAACCAAUUUACUUGUCACUUUUAUCAUAGAGAAACAUAGAGACAAAUUUUCAAUUGGAAAUUCCCCUUACUAGCCUAAACAUUAUUGAAUAUUUAUUUUUAGACCCCCCCUUUUUUUAGUUUCAUUGUGUAGCCUUGAUUGGUGUUUAUUUGUGGAUGGUAUAUGUAGUUUUAUGAAACCAUUAUCUAUAAUCCACUUGGUAAUUUGUGUAUUCA
Gossypium raimondii (Peruvian cotton) is the source of this 2182-nucleotide messenger RNA. RefSeq names its product pre-mRNA-processing factor 19 homolog 1. The coding region runs from base 147 to 1718 and encodes 523 amino acids. The record is from RefSeq and is a predicted model, not a curated record. Lineage: Eukaryota; Viridiplantae; Streptophyta; Magnoliopsida; Malvales; Malvaceae. Gene Ontology annotation, biological process: protein ubiquitination; mRNA splicing, via spliceosome; DNA repair. The transcript has 18 exons. Gene Ontology annotation, molecular function: protein binding; ubiquitin protein ligase activity. Gene Ontology annotation, cellular component: Prp19 complex; cytoplasm; U2-type catalytic step 1 spliceosome.